AUGAAACACUGCUUCAGCCUCGCCGCGGCGCUGGCCGUCGUGACCCUGGCCGCGCUUCUCUCGUCGGACGCCGUGGUCGCAUGCAUCGACGUGGGCUUCUACGACAGGACCAGCCCGUCCGCCGAGACCCUGGUGCAGCAGACCGUGGCCGCCGCCUUCGGCAACGACUCCGGCGUCCCUCCGGCCAUCAUCCGCCUCCACUUCCACGACUGCUUCGUCAAGGGCUGCGACGGCUCCGUGCUGAUCGACUCGACGCCUGGCAACAAGGCGGAGAAGGACUCGGCGCCCAACUUCCCCAGCCUCCGCUUCUUCGACGUGGUGGACCGCGCCAAGGCGGCCCUCGAGGCGCAGUGCCCCGGCGUCGUCUCCUGCGCCGACGUCCUCGCCUUCGCGGCGCGGGACAGCAUCGUGCUGUCGGGCGGCCUCGGGUACCAGGUGCCCGCCGGGCGCCGGGACGGCCGUGUGUCCACCGAAACGGACGCGCUCAACAACCUGCCCGGGCCGACGUCCACCGCCUCCGACCUGGUCGCCGGCUUCGCCGCCAAGAACCUCACCGUCGAGGACAUCGUCGUCCUCUCGGGCGCCCACAACAUCGGCGUCUCCCACUGCAGCAGCUUCACCGAGCGGAUCUACAACUUCCCCAACACAACCGACGGGAUUGACCCGAAGCUGAGCAAGGCGUACGCGUUCUUGCUCAAGGGCAUCUGCCCGCCGAACAGCAACCAGACGUUCCCGACGACGACGACGCUCAUGGACCUCAUCACGCCGGCGAGGUUCGACAACAAGUACUACGUGGGGCUGGCCAACAACCUGGGCCUCUUCCAGUCGGACGCGGCGCUGCUGACCAACGCCACCAUGAAGUCGCUGGUGGACUCCUUCGUGCGCAGCGAGGCGGCGUUCCGGACCAGGUUCGCCAGGUCCAUGCUCAAGAUGGGGCAGAUCGAGGUGCUCUCCGGGGCGCAGGGCGAGAUCAGGCGCAACUGCAGGGUCAUCAACCCCACCAACGUCACUAGUGCCGGCGCCGUUCACCAUCAUCUUCUCCCCAGAUCAUCAGGUUCUUCAGGAACCAACCAGGUGGCUGCAAGCUGA
Triticum turgidum subsp. durum (durum wheat) is the source of this 1089-nucleotide messenger RNA. The record is from the annotation of a GenBank genome assembly. Lineage: Eukaryota; Viridiplantae; Streptophyta; Magnoliopsida; Poales; Poaceae.